This is a messenger RNA of Phymastichus coffea, 638 nucleotides long. It is a transcript of the gene ND-B17.2, whose product is annotated as probable NADH dehydrogenase [ubiquinone] 1 alpha subcomplex subunit 12. Gene Ontology annotation, biological process: response to oxidative stress; mitochondrial respiratory chain complex I assembly. NCBI's taxonomy places the organism in Eukaryota, Metazoa, Arthropoda, Insecta, Hymenoptera, Eulophidae. Gene Ontology annotation, cellular component: membrane. Bases 65 to 484 code for a protein of 139 amino acids. The transcript has 3 exons. The record is from RefSeq and is a predicted model, not a curated record.
GCUGCCGACAAUUCCGAAGACAACUGCUCGCUCGGUAACUCGGAGCGCGCCAGUUGCCUCCAAAAUGGCGAAAUGGUUGGCUCUCGACAAAAUUGCAAACUUCAUUCAGUGUAUAAAACACAACGGUGGGAUCUUAGGAUCGUUACGUACGUUGUAUAGAGUGGACGAGUUGAAAUUUGGUAACUUGGUUGGUCAAGACAAGUAUGGCAACAAGUAUUACGAGAAUAAUAUGUACUUUUACGGUAGGAACCGAUGGGUGAUUUACAGUGAAAAUGUUGGUAUGAACUAUGAUGCUGCGCAAGUUCCAGCGGAAUGGUACGGGUGGUUGCAUUACAAGACGGAUUUACUUCCACAUAGAGAUCCGUACAGGCCAAAGUACAAGUGGAUGGCUGAUCAUACGCCCAAUUUAUCAGGCACAAACAAGGCUUACAUGCCCUACAGUACCACCAAACCAAAGAUAGAAGCAUGGCAACCUAAGGAUUAGCUAAGCAAGGGUGUAGCAAAUUGAUGUACCGUGAUAAUAUAGCAGCAUUGAAGUUAUUGUAAAUUUUAUUUCUUUUCUUGAGUAAUGUAUCAAAGUACUCUCUGUGUAUAUAAUUACCAGUGUGCAAGAGCAACUGGACGUUGAAUAAAAUUAA